AUCCAGUGCUAUUUGAUAGUAAAUCCUAGCUUUCCCAGGGACUUUGAUGAAUUUAAUUGCUUUCUACUAGGUUUAUUUGAUAAAAACAACUGUCCUAAUACAAAGAAUUUUAUCUGGUCCUAUUGUGGUAAAAGAUACCCUUUCUUUUUUUUUAAAAUUUUUUAUUUUUUAUAAACAUAUAUUUUUAUCCCCAGGGGUACAGGUCUGUGAAUCGCCAGGUUUACACACUUCACAGCACUCACCAAAGCACCUACCCUCCCCAAUGUCCAUAACCCCACCCCCCUUAAAGAUACCCUUUCUUGGCUAGGAGUUCCUCAUGUACAUAAAUACACCGGGCCUCAUGUUUACUAGCUAACACAGUUAUCAUGUGGCUAUCAUUUUUAUUGUAUGCUUAGUAUGUAUCAGGCAAUAUUCUAAGCAUUUUCUGUGUAUUUACUAACUUAAUCCUCACAAUAACCCAUCAUGGGUUAGGUUUACUAUUCCUAUCCCAUUUUAUAAAUACAGAAGAUGACGUUAAGUGGUUAUAACCAAAGAUUUUUAAAUUUCUUUUUUUUUUAAAUAGAUUUUAUUUACUUGUCAGAGAGAGCACAAGCAAAGGGAGCAGCAGGCAGAGGGAGAAGCUGGCUAUCUUCUGAACAAGGAGCACGAUGAUCAUGACCUGGGCUGAAGGCAGACACAACCGACUCAGCCACCCAGGCAUCCCUGAUUUUCAAAUUUUUUAUGAAGGAGAAAAAUUUACAUGAUAGUAAUUAUGCCAAAAAGAAAUAGUUCCAGGAAAACUAGCUAAAGUUAGUUUUGUACCUAGCUCUGUAUUUCUGAAGUAGAUAGGUAUAGUCAGUUUGGGCUUGUAAAUCUUUUGCUUACAGAUCAUAAGUCCUAGGGGCACCUGAGUGUCGCAGUUGGUUGAACUUCUGACUCUUAGUUUUGGCUCAGGUUGUGAGCUCAGGGUGGUGAGAUCAAGUCCGGAGUUGAGCUCUGCAUUCAGCUUGGAGUUCUGCUCGGGACUCUCUCUCCCUCUGCCUCCAUCCCACCCCCACUCUCUCUCUCUCUCAAAAUAAAUAAAUAAAUGAAUCUUAAAAAAAAAAAAAAAAAAAAAAAAACAAAUCAUAGACCCUAGAAGACCCCAGAGAAUUUGUGAAUCUGUCAUGUUCAACCACUAGAUUCAUAAAAAUUGUGAAACUGUGAAUCAUACGUGAAAGAGUAUUUUUAAGUGGACUCUUUGUUAAAGGCAAAGAAAGAGCCGUAAAGAGCUUAGCUGGGUAGAUUAGAAUAAAGAAAUUGUCUCUCCCCAUCUGUUCUAAUUAGCUUAUCUCUUCCGCUUUCGUAGCUGUGCUGGUUAUUUCAGGAAAGAAGUGACAGGUAUUUUGAAAGGACACCGUUUUUAUUUAGCUAAUUUAUAAUGGUUUUGGAAUGUUUGUCAUUUCUCAAAUAUAAACUCUUAAAUGUUAGACUUUUCUUAUAAUAAUUUGUUACUGAAAGUUUCAAGUCUUUUCGGGUGUUCAAGUUAAGGAUUUUGGUUUCUUCUCAUUUCCUUUGAUUUUGGCCCAAAUGAUUAUGUUUCCUCAUUUGGGGAAGAUUUCUCUGGGUAUUUUGAUAUUUGUCGUGAUAGAAGGAAACCUUACAUCAUUAACAGCACAAACCUACAUGUCUUUAGAAGAUAUCCAAGAACCCAAGAGUACAGUUUCUUUUUUCCUGACUGACUCAGAAUCCACAGACACUUCUCCUUCUACUGAAAGGAAACUACCUCUGGACCACAGAGAAACUGAGAAACAGUGGUUGCUGAGAAGAAGGCGAUCUAUUCUGUUUCCUCAUGGUGUGAAAACCUGUCUGGGUGAAAGUGUGACCGAGGUUGUGGCAAACCAUGUGAAAUAUUUUAAAGUACGAGUAUGUCAGGAAGCUGUUUGGGAAGCCUUCAGGACAUUUUGGGAUCGACUGCCUGGGCGUGAGGAAUAUCAUUACUGGAUGAAUUUGUGUGAGGAUGGAACCACAACUAUAUUUGACAUGGGCACAAAUUUUAGUCAGUCCAUGGAACAUAGAAGUUUAAUUAUGAAGAAACUGACAUAUACCAAGGAAACUGUAAGCAGCCCUGAAUUAUCAUCUCCGUUUCCUGUUGGUGAUACCUCAACAUCGGGAGGUGCUGUUCUCAGUGCUCCAUAUCCAGAGGUGACUACCUCUGAAGGUACCUCAGAGAGCAGCAAGGAGAGGCCUGAGGAGAGUAUUAGCAAUGAAAUUGAGAAUGUGAUAGAAGAAUCCACAAAACCAGCAACUGAGCAGAUUGCAGAAUUCAGUAUACACCUUCUGGGAGAGCAAUACAGGGAAGAACUACAGGAUCCUUCCAACUUCCACCACCAGCACCUUGUGGAAGAGUUUAUUUCAGAGGUUGAAAAUGCAUUUACUGGGCUACCAGGCUAUAAGGACAUUCGUGUACUUGACUUUAGGUCCCCCAAGGAAAAUGGCAGUGGCAUAGAUGUUCAUUAUGCAGUUACCUUCAAUGGUGAGGCUAUCAGCAAUACCACCUGGGACCUGAUUAGCCUUCAUUCCAACAAAGUGGAAAACCAUGGUCUUGUGGAACUGGAUGAUAAACCCACUGCUGUUUAUGCAAUUAGUAACUUCAGAGAUUAUAUUGCUGAGACACUGCAUCAGAAUUUUUUGAUGGGGAACUCCUCUUUGAAUCCAGAUCCUGACUCCCUUCAGCUUAUCAACGUGAGAGGAGUUUUACUUCCUGAAACUGAAGACCUAGUUUGGAACACCCAAAGCUCAAGUCUUCCGUCAACCCCACCAUCCAUUCUGGAUAAUACCCUUCAAGCUGAAUGGCCCUCAGCAGAUGAAACUACCACCAGCAGUAUUUCACCACUUGAUUUCAGCUCUGGUCCUCCCUCAACCACUGGCAGGGAACUCUGGUCAGAGAGCCCUUUGGGUGAUUUAGUGUCUACACCCAAAUUAGCCUUUCCCUCGAAGGUGGGCCUCAGUUCUUCCCCAGAGGUUUUAGACGUUAGCAGCUUGACUCUUCAUUCUGUCACCCCAGCAGUGUUUCAGACUGGCUUGCCUGUGGUUUCUAACGAAAGGACUUCUGGAUCUCACCUACUAGAAGAUGGAUUAAUCAAAGUUGAAGGGUCAGAAGAUUUUCUUUCUGUUCAGCCACUGCCUUCAAGUCCAUUCACUCAGCCAGUGCCAAAGGAAACAAUACCAUCUGUGGAAGAUUCUGGAGUGUCUUUGACAUCCUCACCAUAUCUGACUUCCUCUGUUACUUUAGAUCUUCUUGCUAAAGAAGUAACUAUAUCUUCUGGUUUGGACUCUUUGGCCUCCAAAGACAAAGGCCAAUUAGAAGUGAGCACUUUGAUGCCAGACACAUCCAUAGAAAAAGAGUUUAUAUUUGAAAGUGGUUUAGGCUCAGGGUCUGGGCAAAUGGUAGAUCAGAUUACUUGGCCAUGGAAUGAGACUUCAUUAGAGAAGAGUUCUGAACCACCGUCUAAGUCAUGGCUUGAAGAUCAGGAGUCACUUUUGCCAACUGAGGUUAUAGAUGAGAAAUUAGUUCUAGAUGACAAAAUAGAUUCUACAGGACAAAGUAUUGACUAUUUAAAAUAUGGGCAUUUUGAUAAAUCCACAAAAUUUGCAGAGGAAGAACUCAUUGGUGGGCCUACUGUGCCCAUCUCUGCAGAAACUACAACUCAGUCUGCAUCUCUAGUUCUCUCCAAACAAAUAUCAGAGGUACCUGACAUUGAUUAUUACCCGGUUACCAAAGCACCUCUCCUACUGACAUCUAUAGCAAUCUCUGCUUCUACUGAUAAACCAGAUCUACCGUUUCUAAAGGAGGAUAUGGAACAAACUACAGAGUCAUCCAACCAUGAAUGGUUUGAUAAUGAGAUUUCAGUAAUGAAGCCAGACAUGCAACAGUUGGGGACUGUAUUGCCAGAAUCAGAUGUAGUUUGGGCAAGAACUUCUUCCUUAGGGAAAUUGUUCAGAGACACGUUGGCAAGUACACCACAGACUACUGACAAGCUCUGGUUGAAAUCUUCCAUAACACAGUCUACCAAAUUGUCUCCAACCACCAGCUCCACCCUGCUAGAGGAUGAAGUAAUUAUGGGUGUUCAGGAUAUUUCAUUAGAACUGGACCGGAUAGGCACAGAUUACUAUCAGUCUGAGCUAAUCCCAGAGGAAAAUGGCAAGGUUGGUAGUUAUGUGGAAAUGUCUACAAAUGUCCACUCCACAGAGAGGGCUAUUGUGGCACAGCCCACGGAAGGAGGUGACUUGAGUCAUACCCAGACUGCAGGAGCUUUGUUGGUUUUCUUUAGCCUCCGAGUGACAAACAUGAUGUUUUCAGAAGAUCUGUUUAAUAAAAACUCUUUGGAGUAUAAAGCACUGGAACAAAGAUUUUUGGAACUGCUGGUUCCCUAUCUCCAGUCAAAUCUCACAGGAUUCCAGAAUUUAGAAAUCCUGAACUUUAGAAAUGGCAGUAUUGUUGUAAACAGCCGAAUGAAGUUCAUGAAGUCUGUCCCUCUUAAUGUCAACAAUGCUGUAUACAUGAUUCUGGAAGACUUUUGCACCACUGCCUACCAGACCAUGAACUUGGCUAUUGAUAAAUUCUCCCUUGAUGUAGAAUCAGGUGAUCAAGCCAACCUUUGCAAGUUUCAGGCAUGCAAUGAAUUUUCUGAGUGUGUAGUCAACCCCUGGAGUGGAGAAGCAGAGUGUAGAUGCUUCCCUGGGUACCUAAGUGUGGAAGAACUACCUUGUCAGAGUCUCUGUGAUCUACAGCCUGACUUCUGCUUGAAUGAUGGAAAAUGUGACAUUAUGCCUGGACAUGGGGCCAUUUGUCGAUGCCGGGUGGGUGAGAAUUGGUGGUACCGAGGUGAGCACUGUGAGGAGUUUGUGUCUGAGCCCUUGGUCAUAGGCGUCACCAUUGCCUCGGUGGUUGGGCUUGUCCUCGUCUCUUCUGCUUUUGUCUUCUUCUUUGUCAGGACUCUUCAGGCUCAUUAUGAUAGGAGAGAAACAGAGAGGCCCAUCAGCAGGCAACCUGACAGCCUCUCAUCCAUUGAAAAUGCUGUGAAGUACAAUCCUGUGUAUGAAAGCCAUGUGGCUGGACCCGAGCAGUAUGAGGGACCCUAUCCUCAGCACCCCUUCUCUAGUUUUGCAGGUGGAGAAAUGAUUGGUGGUCUGAGCAGGGAAGAAAUCCAGCAAAUGUAUGAGACCAGUGGGCUUUCCAGCGAGGAAAUUCAAGAAAGAAUGAGAAUUCUAGAACUGUAUGCCAGUGAUCCUGAGUUUGUAGCUUUCGUGAGAGAACAUCAAAUGGAAGAGCUUUAACCAAAACUUCUAUUUUGAAACUGAUCAGAGGCCUAGAGAAGAUGGAGAUCCCUUGCUACCUCUGUCAUAUAAUUAACCUGGAUUUUAAACUCUGUUGGAAGAAGAAGAAUUUUCUACUCAAAAAAUUAAGUUUGGAGACCAAUUUUUUUUCCAGCUUAAAAUUUUAGAAUAUAGUAAGAAAUAUGGCAAUUUUUAUACCUACAAAGACCAAAAGUUUUAUUUAAAGAAACUGAAAAUGGUAUGAGUUCUGGGAAGUAUUCUACAAGGAAAAUAAUGACCCGAGAAUUGGGGCUGGAUUUGGGGUCUGCUUCUGAAUCUCUGAAGGUGUGACUCAGAAACAGUGGUUCAGGUUUCCCUGGAGGAAAAUAAGGCAAGACUCUUUCAGGAGAAGGCAGGGUUAGUAAGUGAAUAUUUGGUAGUAUGUCUGUUAUUGUUAGAAUAUUGUGGAAUGAAAAGCCUUUGAAUUAGUUUUAUAAAGUUUGUAGUCAGACACUCAUUUAAAUAAAAAACAUUAAGUAUUUUUGGCAGUUAGACUGCUGAAGGAAAACCAACAUUUUUGCGAUAGUAUAGAAUUAGGCUUGUACUUUUUCUACCAGAGUUUUGAAUUUCCUCAGCAUGUGAAUCAAGACCACAUUAUUGUUAAGUAUGUCAGUAUCCUAUUUUUUUUUUUUUUUUGGUUGUCAAAGGCAAUACAUAUGUAUAGUGUUUAAUGGGUUCCUGUUAGACUGCAGAUGAAUUUGAUCAUAUGGACAGGGAGGAGUGGGCAUUGGUCAAAGUCACAGCACUGUUAAUAUAGUUUGCUGAUUGGUGGGUGGACUAAGUCGAACUAAUGGGCUCCUUGGCUCUUCUUCUGCUAUCUCAUGUUGUCCUAGGCAAGUCCUGGAUUUUUCUAGUUCCUGAUAUAUUAAUUGGGAAAGCAGCACUAACUACCUCACAUAGUAUAGGUUAGCUUGUUUACAUUGCUUCUUCUUAUGUAAUAGUUUGUGUCUAAAUUCAUUCCUGCUUACAUGAAACAUGACAGGACUUUUACUGCAAUUAAAAUUUUUAAAAUUAUAUAGGUAGGAAACAUCCACAUAUUAUAUAAAUCUUAAUUGAAAAUGGAAGUUUUCCUCUUUCUCUCUAGUAAAUUUUCGAGUGGGUAGCUUUGGAGGGUGCAAGGAGAGGGCCAAAUAAUCUUCACUAUUAAUAUCAAAUUGCAUAUACAAAUAGCUUAUUAUUGAUAUAGUUAUUUUAUGUUAGAUGUCUUCAUGUUUGCCAAAAAUAAUCUUGAACAUUUUGAUUUCUUUCUGAUCAGAUUUAACCAGAUUAGACUGACUAUAAGAUAAAAUACUUAAUUCAUGUAUUUUUUUUCUUAACUUGAUGAUUGCCAAUGUCACUCAUUAUGGAGAUAUCCAAAACUAAAUCUCUGAGUACAUGGCAUAGUAAAACUAUUGAAAGUCUAGAAGAUAUCCAGCUAGUUUGCAAAGUAUGUAUGUUGUGUGUUGGUAUGAACGUUCCUGUAUCUCGGUAUUCCUUUUCAUUCCCUACUCACUUAAUGGAUUUUCUACGAGUUCAGAGUAGACACAAGCCACUGCUUGGACAUUUUCUACUGGACUCAUUUGAAAGGAAUUGAUAAUUAAUUAUCUUUAAAGCAUUAUAAAUGUUAAUGAUAUUUGCCACUACUAAAUGCUUAAUUUUAUUUCUGAAACUUUCAAAGAUUUCUGUUUAACCUUCUUGUGUUUCAAACUUUUUUCCUAAACUUAUUUGUGUUAAAUGAAAAGAAAAUUUGUCUUUAUCACACAUUAACACUAGACUGCAACAGUUUGAAUGUCUGCUUGCUGGCAGAGUUCUAGAUGGGCAUAAAAGGAGUCUGGGGCAAGUCACCACCUGGAACAUAGGAGAAGCACAAAUUAAAAGAGCUAAAGAAGAUUGUUGUUUUCUAGAGGCUAAGCAGUAAAGUGGGAAUUUGAGAAUGCUGACAUGUCUCUGGCUCUCCCUUUUAUAUGACCUUUUUGUGUAAGCACAAAUCAUUCAGCCCUACAUGAAUGUCUGCUUCACACCUAUUAAAUGGAAGAAUAAGGGAACUCCUACAUGUCAGGGAUAAUGACUUUGCCCUACUCUUGCUAUAGCUGAACCACAGUGGGAAAGAUCAGAGAAUGCAGCUUCCAAGGUGACAAUCCAUAGGGCUAAAGGAGCUAUUGCUCUAACGGGGCAGAGGACAUUGAAAGAGCUUCUUUUUAAAAGAGCUUUCUCUGAGGCAAUUUAAUGGAAUGUUCAUUUAAAAGUAUAAGGACUUGGGCGCCUGGGUGGCUCAGGUGGCUAAGUGACUGCCUUCAGCUCAGAUCAUGAUCCUGGAGUCCCGGAAUCGAGUCCCAGAUGGGGCUCCCUGCUUGGCAGGGAGUCUGCUUCUCCCUCUGUCCCUCCCCCUUCUCAUGCUCUCUCUCUCUCAAAUAAAUAAAUAAAAUCUUUUAAAAAAAUCUUAAAAAGUAUAAGGAAUUAACUCUCCUUUGGGUUGUAUAGUUUUGGGAACAUACUCAUUAACCUAGUAAUAGAGUAUUUAAUAAAAAUAUCACCUUACUUGAAAACAAUAAAAUGCAGUUAGCACUAAAAGUAUAUGGUAAAUAAUUCACACUUUUUGGAUUGAUAAAGUGCUUUGGAGUAUUGUACAUAUAGCCUUCAUAACUGAGUGUACAUUCACAAUUACUGUUUUCAUGGGUCUGGAUGAAGGGGAAUUUGUUUGAUUAAUAAGACUCAAUUUCUACCAUGGCAAUGUUUAAGGAUGUUUGUUCACAUUUAUGUGCCCUAAAGUCUCAUUUAGUACUUAAUAAAACAAGUAUAGGGUUUACUUGAUUUUAUUCCUA
Mustela lutreola (European mink) is the source of this 8138-nucleotide messenger RNA. It is a transcript of the gene IMPG2, whose product is annotated as interphotoreceptor matrix proteoglycan 2. The coding region runs from base 1549 to 5298 and encodes 1249 amino acids. The record is from RefSeq and is a predicted model, not a curated record. NCBI's taxonomy places the organism in Eukaryota, Metazoa, Chordata, Mammalia, Carnivora, Mustelidae. Gene Ontology annotation, biological process: visual perception. Gene Ontology annotation, molecular function: hyaluronic acid binding; heparin binding. The transcript has 19 exons.